Messenger RNA from Ictalurus punctatus (channel catfish), 1100 nucleotides. RefSeq names its product G patch domain containing 11 (gene gpatch11). The transcript is spliced from 8 exons. The coding region runs from base 56 to 844 and encodes 262 amino acids. The record is from RefSeq and is a predicted model, not a curated record. Gene Ontology annotation, molecular function: nucleic acid binding. NCBI's taxonomy places the organism in Eukaryota, Metazoa, Chordata, Actinopteri, Siluriformes, Ictaluridae. Gene Ontology annotation, cellular component: kinetochore.
ACCCGGAAGUAAAAACAAUUUGUGUGCCGUAACGCUGUUUAGGUAAUCUGGAAGAAUGUCGGAGCAUGAAGAUGAUUAUAUGUCUGAUGCUUUUCUUAACCCCUCAUUGGACAUUCGGCCUGGCCUUCCAAUGGUGAAACGUUUAAAGGAGACUCUAAGACGAGGGACUUUACACAAAGAGAAAAAUAUUCUUAACCAGCAGAAAAGCUACAAGGAACAAGAGCAGAACAGACGAGAUGCUGCGCUGCAGAGCUCUCUAAGCAGUGAGAAUAAAGGGUUUGCAUUGCUGCAGAAAAUGGGCUACACUGCAGGACAAGGUCUGGGAAAAGAAGGUACUGGAAGAGUGGAACCACUUCCCCUUACCAUAAAAACCGAUAGAGGAGGCAUUGGAAUGGAACAACUAAAGAAAAGGAAGGCAGAAGAGAGCUUAGAAAAUUACAGGAAAAGAUUGGAGGUGAAACAGCAAAUAGAGAAGAAGUCUCUUGAGGAUUUCAGAGAGCGCAAAAGAAAUGAAAGAGAAAAGCAUGAAACUGAAGGAGACUUGAGGAAGAGUCAGUGGGCCUGUGAACAGCUGGACAGACAAAAGGGAAUAAUUGUACCAAGGGACAUUUGGUAUUGGCCUGAAGUAGUUAAGAAUCAUGAGGCUGACCAUGAGGAGCUCAGCACAGGAAGUGAAGGAAGUGAAGCCGAUAACGAAUUGACGUCAUUACUGAAGCUGCAGUUCAUCACAUCCUACCUGAGGAGUGUACAUUUCUACUGCAUAUGGUGUGGGACAGCAUAUAGGGAUGAGGCGGAUAUAAACACCAAUUGUCCUGGAGAUACAGCAUUAAACCACAAUGAGUAAAGCAAGAACUAUAAUACGGAAGAAUACCUAUGUUCUCAGGUUUUUCUCCUUUUUCCCACCUAUUAUUUUGCAUGCAGAUAUUUAAUUGCCCUUUUGACAAUUACAUCUUGUUUUUGGUUUGUUUUGAUAAAUAUAUUUUGAUUACCCUUAUGAAGUUGUUUUAGGCUUGUAAUUUUAUGAACACCAGUAAUGCUGCAAUAUUGUAAUGUAAUUGUGUUGGGUUAUUUUACCUAAUUAAAUCACCUUCUUAAUUUUA